GGAUCACUGGUCUGGAAAAGGCUACCGUCGAUCAUAUCUUCCUUCCAGGAGAUACUAGAUUGCCGAGCUUCUCAACCCGUGCUACUUGAGCUAAAGGCUUACGCGGCUAAUUAUAACGUCAGCCUCGAGAGGCUAUACCAGUUUUGAAAGAAUUACCGAAUAAUUAAGGACAAAGGCGUUACACACAAACCAGCUAGCUGGUGGACUCUUCAGUUCAGUCACAAAACUCUUGCCAUACACAACAAUACCUAAGGCACUAACAAGUCAGGACCUCGCCCGUAUUCCCUUCCGUAUAUUGACCGACCGCAUCUAAUCCACAGACUGAUAGACUUGAGAACAUGGCCUCUACUUUACGCGCCAAGCUUUUGAAUGGCUUCAUUCAUAGCCACCGCCCCGCUCUUGCACCUCAUGCCAUAGCAUCCUUUUCAACGUGUAACGUUCUACACGGCAAGGAUAAUGCCUCUACAAAUAAUCAACAGAACAGCGAGAACCCAGGGUACUGGCAGUAUGAUUUUAGCUUCAGAACUCAGAUGGGCAAAACAGUGCUCAUUGGGAUUCUUGCUGGGGCCGGUGCUUUGGAGAGCUGGACGUUAUGUCAGGAAAUCCGGGCAUGGUGGACGGGUGUUCGAGACGACGGGGAAGAAUUGUAGGUUGUUUAGAUUAUUGAUGACAUUACCACUGUCCCUUUUGCUUUAAGAGUGGAGAAUGCAAUUAACAGAUUAACCAAACAAUGUCUCGUCUACAACCUUUCCCGGAGACCAAUGGUUCAGCUUUGUUUCCAUCUUUUCCCCUCCCCCAAGAGAGAACUGAACUCCAACCCUGUCACACAUCAUCUGAAGGGUCGUCCAUUGCUUUCUGAAAGAGUCCUUGACGCGAAUGCUGGUUCCGUGUGGUGUCUCCCGCUCAGGCGAGAUGAGUAAGGACUGUAGAUUGGGAAGCCGUUCGUCGUGUUGAGCAAGAAGAUCCUCG
Messenger RNA from Aspergillus alliaceus, 969 nucleotides. RefSeq lists its product as uncharacterized. The transcript has a single exon. Bases 339 to 650 code for a protein of 103 amino acids. The record is from RefSeq and is a predicted model, not a curated record. Lineage: Eukaryota; Fungi; Ascomycota; Eurotiomycetes; Eurotiales; Aspergillaceae.